This is a messenger RNA of Orussus abietinus, 3289 nucleotides long. Its product is annotated as cytosolic carboxypeptidase 2. The record is from RefSeq and is a predicted model, not a curated record. The transcript has 16 exons. Gene Ontology annotation, molecular function: metallocarboxypeptidase activity; zinc ion binding. Bases 1 to 3087 code for a protein of 1028 amino acids. Gene Ontology annotation, biological process: proteolysis. Lineage: Eukaryota; Metazoa; Arthropoda; Insecta; Hymenoptera; Orussidae.
AUGCUUCCCGACCUCCUUGGGACCAUGCGACAUGGAGUUCGUCAUCAACGGAAUGGUCAAAGAGUUGCAGGCUGCUCUCUUUCCCGGAGCUUCCUGACGAAUCAAUGCCUGCAAGGCCGCUUUGGGAUCCUGAAACGCGACAUCGAUUCUACGCUGUCGCUGACAUCGAGUUUCGGCAGAUACAGAGAGACCAAGGAUGCCCUGCAAGACGUGCACUCGGCCAUAGACGGAAUAACUCAAGAGGCGAGGUGGCCAACGGAGUGCCAGGUGAUCCUGGAGAGGAUACGCCACAUAGAGUACGUUCCAGCAUCACCGGAGCCGUAUUACGUGCCGACCGGGAAGGAGCCUCAACCGAAAGCGGUCGGUGACGAAUUUGGCUCCAUCGUGUUCCACUACUGCCCUCUAAGCGUUACAAAUUACUUCAGCAGGUCCUGCAUCGGCGGGACCGUGGUCGUGAUGCCGGACCAGGUGUCGAGUCUGUCGACCGUGCAGGUGGUCCCCCAGGUGGAGAACCCUCCCCCGGGCAGCGACCUGCUCUUCGAGUCGAGAUUCGAGUCGGGGAACCUGGGGAAGGUGAUCAAGAUCACGGACACCUACUACCAGCUGCACCUCCGCCGGGACCUGUACACCCAGCGGCACAUGCAGUGGUACUACUUCAGGAUAUCGAACACCAGAAGUAGGACGAUCUACAGGCUGUCGAUCGUCAACUUCUGCAAGGAGGACAGCCUCUACAACGAGGGUCUGAAACCCUUGCUGUACUCGACCAAGGACGCCUCCAUAAAUUCGGUCGGUUGGAGGAGGUGCGGCGACAACAUCACCUACUACAGGAACGACUCGUCGGACGAGGAGAAGGAGAAACACACGUUGACGUUCAACGUCUCCUUCCCUCAUGACCAGGACACGGUGUACCUGGCGCAUUGUUACCCGUACACCUAUACUGACCUCCAGGAAUACCUUGGCACGAUCGUGAGCGACCCGGUGAAGACAAAGUUCACGAAACUUCGAUUGCUCUGCCGCACUCUGGCGGGUAAUAACGUCUAUUAUCUGACGAUUACCGCGCCGAUGUUGAACGACGAAGCCAAAAAGAAGAAAGGCGUCGUUAUCACGGCGAGGGUUCACCCAGGAGAGACUCCUUCUAGCUGGAUGAUGAAGGGGAUCAUCGACUUCCUGACAGGGGACUCCAACCAAGCGAGGGAACUGAGAGAAAGGUUCAUCUUCAAGCUGGUGCCAAUGCUGAACCCUGACGGCGUGAUCGUUGGCAACAAUAGAUGCUCAUUAUCAGGGAAAGAUUUAAACCGACAAUACCGAACUGUCAUGAGGGAGAGUUAUCCUUCGGUCUGGCACACGAAACUCAUGAUCCGCAGAUUAAUGGAGGAGUGUGGCAUGGCGAUUUACUGCGACCUCCACGCGCACUCCAGGAAGCACAACGUUUUCAUCUAUGGCUGCGAGAGCAAGAGACCUGGGUGCUACGGAAAGCUGACCGAACAAGUGUUUCCACUGAUGCUUCACAAGAAUGCUGCGGAUAAGUUCUCCUUCGAAAGCUGCAAGUUCCACAUAGAGAAGGGUAAGGAGGGCACCGGUAGGGUGGUGGUUUGGUUGAUGGGUGUGCCGAACAGCUACACCAUGGAGGCCUCCUUGGGUGGAUCGACUUUAGGCUCCAGGACAGGAACACAUUUCUCCACCCAGGAUUACGAACAGAUUGGCAAGGCCUUCUGCGAGACUCUCCUGGACUUCUCCGAUGAGGAUCCUGUCAAGGAGAGGCUGCGGAACAAAAUCAUUGCAAGACUUGUUCAAGAAGGGUCCAGUGCGGAUGAGCCUACUAACAUCAAUUUAACUGAUUAUUCCAGUGACGAAGGCGAUACGUCAGAUAGUACUUCGGAGAACGAAUCGAAAUUGAUGGACACCGUAGAGACUAUAGAGCGAAUGGAAAUAGAAGACACUCGAUACCUCUGCAUACCUGCACCUUUAUAUUCUCCAAAGGUCCGAAGUAUCAACAAGUCAAGAAAAACGAGGAAAAAAUCGGCUCAACUAUCAAAGACAUACUCGACAAACAGGGCAGCAAUAGAUUUACCUAUCACAGAUCCUGGAAGUGACUUAUACGAUCUCACCGAUUCAGCUGACGAUAAUUACACACAAUCACCUGUCAAAACAAACCGAAAGGAAAAGAACAAACGAUCUCGAAGGAGACUUAGGGAAAAGUCAAAUCGUUUGGAGAAGGAAGAAGACUCUAAAAAAGAUUUUGGUGAAUCUUCCUCCUUGCCAUUGUUGGUUAGACCGCGAAGCUUAUCGCUCGGAGAAGAAUUACUAGUCGAUCAAAAGCAACCUUCCAAGGCCAAGCAGUAUUCCCAUUCUAAUCGACUUCCAAGAACUCAUUCAAAUUUAUCCUCGGUGCCGUUGAAAAGUCAAGAAAUGCAAAUUAAACUGACUGCAUUAAGACAACAGAUCUGGACUGGAAAGAUGUACAAUGCCUCGGAUGGAGAUGACUUCAAAUCUCCAUUUGUUCAAAAUCUUAUGAGCUGGGGUAUUGCCGACUUAGCAUUAUCGUACCAAACUGAUGUUGAAAUGAACAGAACAAUGAAGAAAGCAACAUUAGAAAAAGUAGAAAAGAAAACAAAAAAGAAAUGCUCAAAGAAGCAACUGAAAGUCAGCAGCAUCUCUCCGGGUGACGAAGCACCUGAAGACGAAGAAAAAAAAACAUUAAAGAAGAAACGAGCUAGAUUCAAGCGUCAAAAAACCAUCAAUGUCAAUAUUAAUACACCAGAGUUUAAUCCUGCCUUAUCUAGGCCAGAUAAGAUAGACUCUUUUAAAUUAUUUGGAAUAGGUAAGCUACCAAAGGUAGAUUCAAAACAAAAAAUCGAUCCAAAAAGAAAAUGCCGCAAAACGGGCACCUCAACGGUUUUGAUUACCGAUGCUCCGAAAGCAAAGCCAAAGCCAGCCGAGACUCUCGUUGACAGUUCCAGCUCUGACGACGUGGUGACAGGAACACGUCCCAAACUCACCAGGAAGAAAAAAAAACCUAUCGGUGGGAAGAAACGGGCAUCGAGCGCCGGUCUCAUAAUUUCUAGCAUUAAGGAAGAAUCCAAGUAAACCUUUCAGGUCCACCAGGCUGCCACUAACUCGCACUGCCAUCUAGAGCGUUUAAAAUAUUCGUACCUCAAUUAAACAGCUAGUAAUAUAUAACAUAAAAUGUUACACAACUACUUCUCGAGUAUUGACGCCUCGCGGUUAUGUGUAAACCGCAUUCCAACCGCAUUGAGAGAAAACUUACUAGAGUACAUUAGACACCUCU